UAAAUGGAACCAAGGAACAAUGUGACUUACUUUGUCCUCUUGGGCCUCACACAGAAUCCAAAGGAGCAGAAAGUCCUUUUUGUUAUGUUUUUGCUCUUUUAUAUUUUGACCAUGGUGGGCAACAUGCUCAUUGUUGUGACUGUGACUGUCAGUGAGACCCUGGACUCCCUGAUGUACUUUUUUCUUGGUGGUCUCUCAUUUAUGGAUGUCCUUUAUUCCUCUUCCAUUACCCCCAAAUUGAUUUUUGACUUGUUCUUUGGGACAAAUACUGUAUCGUUCUAUUGUUGUAUGAUUCAGCUCUUUGCAUCACAUUUGUUUGGUGGAUCAGAAGUCUUUCUUCUGUUGGUGAUGGCCUAUGACCACUAUGUGGCCAUCUGCAAGCCCUUGCCUUAUUUGAUUAUCAUGAGGCAAUGGGUGUGUGUUGUACUGCUAGUAGUGUGUUGGGUUGGAGGUUUUCUGCACUCAGUAAUUCAACUUAGCACUAUUUAUGGGCUCCCAUUCUGUGUCCUCAAUGUGAUUGAUUGUUUUUCCUGUGACAUGUACCCCUUAUUGAAACUUGUCUGUGCUGACACCUCUGUCAUCAGCCUCUUAGUGGUGGCCAAUGGAGGACUGAUCUGUACUAUUGUGUUUCUAUUGUUACUCAUCUCUUAUGGUGUCAUCUUGUACUCUCUAAAGAACCUUAGUCAGGAAGGGAGGCGGAAAGCCCUCCAGACCUGUGGUUCUCACAUCACUGUGAUUGUCUUCUUCUUUGUUCCUUGUAUUUUCAUUUAUGUAAGACCUGCAAAGACCUUCCCCAUUGACAAAUCAUUGAGUGUGUUUUACACAGUUGUAACCCCUAUGCUGAACCCGUUAAUCUAUACUCUGAGAAAUUCAGAAAUGACUAAUGCUGUGAAGAAGCUCUGGAGAAAAAAUGUCACAUCAACUAGUAAGUAA
Molecule: messenger RNA, 933 nt
Organism: Equus quagga
Lineage: Eukaryota; Metazoa; Chordata; Mammalia; Perissodactyla; Equidae
Product: olfactory receptor 4A47-like
Exons: 1
Coding region: 4-933 (309 amino acids)
Biological process (GO): G protein-coupled receptor signaling pathway
Cellular component (GO): membrane
Molecular function (GO): olfactory receptor activity; G protein-coupled receptor activity
Source: RefSeq, a predicted model, not a curated record